AUAAAGUAUAAACUGAAAAUUUUAGUGAGAAAAAAAAAAAUCAAGUAAUUGAAUUUGGGAUUGUGAAAAGAUGGAGAAGGUUGUCAUCAAAUUUGCAGUUAUUUUCAUGCUUCUUUGUUUUCUGUCAACCUUUAGAUCAGUUUAUGGUCUUAAGUUUCAGUUAAUUCGGCAAGAGUGUUUUUCUCAAGUUCUUUCAUCAGAAGAUUACAGUGUUUGGGGAACACACAGUGUGGUCGAUACAGGACAGUCAUGGAAGAAAGGUUAUUAUGACGAUGCUGUAAAACUUUGGGUGAUUGAUCCUACAGCCGAUGUAGUUUUCAAUUCACAUGGAAAUCUUAGCUGGAAGUUUGAAUUGAAACCUUCGACCGGUGGGGUUUACUUUUUCUGCUUUAUCAACUCUGCUCCUCACAAUCUGCCGGUUGAAUUUGAUCUUAAUAUUGUCUCAAACACCAACAAGAACGAUAUAAGUGAACAUGCAAAACAUGAUGAUUUUGAGAUUUUGAUGUUGGCAAUAGAAGAGUUAAAGUAUGCUCUUAAAAGCAUUCUAUCAGAGCAAGAUGAUUUAGCUUCUCAGAUGAAAGAUCAGGCAAUAAUAAAUGAGAAGAUGAGCAAAAGAGCAAUUGCCAAAGCAAUGUUUGAAUCGGUGGCUCUUGUCGGAGCUAGUGUCCUACAAAUCUUCAUUUUGCGUCGUUUUUUUGAGAAAAAAAUUAGUUAUUUUUUUCUGCCAAAAUGAAAAAACAAAAGUAUGCACAAACCUCGGUGGAGUAUGUGGAGGCGGAGCCCAUGCACAUAUGGGU
Messenger RNA from Dioscorea cayenensis subsp. rotundata (Guinea yam), 797 nucleotides. Its product is annotated as transmembrane emp24 domain-containing protein p24beta2-like. NCBI's taxonomy places the organism in Eukaryota, Viridiplantae, Streptophyta, Magnoliopsida, Dioscoreales, Dioscoreaceae. The transcript has 5 exons. Gene Ontology annotation, biological process: intracellular protein transport; endoplasmic reticulum to Golgi vesicle-mediated transport; Golgi organization. The coding region runs from base 71 to 733 and encodes 220 amino acids. The record is from RefSeq and is a predicted model, not a curated record. Gene Ontology annotation, cellular component: endoplasmic reticulum-Golgi intermediate compartment; Golgi apparatus; endoplasmic reticulum.